AUGGCACUCAUGAACUUUUGCAUUUUCAGCCUCCUUCUGUUUGUUCUUGUGACUAGCAAAUCAAAUGUUGAUUGCACAGAAACUGGUGCAGUUGAUCCCAUGCUUGAUGCUGCUUCUCUGAAUCGGGACAGUUUCCCUCCAGGUUUCAUCUUUGGGGCUGGAUCUUCAUCCUACCAGUUUGAAGGUGCAGCAAGUGAAGGUGGUAGAGGACCAAGUGUAUGGGAUACUUUCACCCAUGAAUAUCCAGAAAAGAUACUUGACAGAAGCAAUGGAGAUGUGGCUAUUGAUGCAUAUCACCGUUAUAAGGAAGAUGCUAAAUUUAUGAAGGAUAUGAACUUGGAUUCAUACAGAUUCUCGAUUUCUUGGUCCAGAAUCCUACCAAAAGGAAAGCUAAGUGGAGGCAUAAAUCAAGAAGGAAUCGACUAUUACAACAAUCUCAUCAACGAACUAUUGGCUAAUGGUAUAGAACCAUUCGUAACUCUUUUCCAUUGGGAUCUUCCCCAAUAUUUAGAAGAUGAAUAUGGUGGCUUCCUAAGUCCUCUCAUAAUCAAGGAUUUUCGAGAUUAUGCGGACCUUUGCUUCAAGGAAUUUGGAGGUAGAGUUAAGUAUUGGGUUACAUUGAAUGAGCCAUGGAGUUACAGCAACAAUGGCUAUGCAAAUGGAAGCAUGGCACCAGGACGUUGUUCUUCUUGGUUUAAUCCAAAUUGCACUGGAGGGGAUUCUGGUACAGAGCCCUAUUUAGUUUCACACUACCAACUACUUGCUCAUGCAGCAGCUGUUCGUGUUUACAGGACCAAGUAUCAGGUAUCACAAAAAGGUUUGAUUGGCAUCACCUUAGUAGCUAACUGGUUUGUUCCAUUCUCGGAUACUAAAUCUGACCAUAAGGCUGCUGAAAGAUCGAUUGAGUUCAUGUAUGGAUGGUUUAUGGAUCCAUUAACAUCAGGAGACUAUCCAAAAAGUAUGCGAUCUCUAGUGAAAAGUCGACUACCAAAAUUUACUGCAGAACAAUCCAGACAACUCAUUGGUUCAUUUGAUUUUAUUGGCUUAAACUACUAUACUUCAACAUAUGCCUCUGACGCACCUCAUUUGAGCAAUGCUAAACCUAGCUAUGCAACUGAUUCUUUAGUCAUUCCUCAAUUUGAACGCAAUGGAAAGCCCAUAGGUAUAAAGAUUGCUUCUGAUUGGUUGUAUGUUUGUCCAAGAGGAAUUCGUGAUCUUCUAUUAUAUAUCAAGAAAAAGUAUAAUAAUCCUUUGAUUUACAUCACUGAAAAUGGUGUAAACGAAUUCAACGACCAAACACUAUCAUUAGAGGAAUCUCUUUUAGAUACUUACAGAAUUGAUUACUAUUAUCGUCAUCUUUUCUAUCUUCGUUCUGCAAUUAGGUAUGGUGCAAACGUAAAGGGAUAUUUUGCAUGGUCUUUAUUCGACAAUUUUGAAUGGUCCUCUGGUUAUACUGUGCGAUUUGGAAUGACCUUGGUGGAUUACAAAAAUGGUUUGAAAAGAUACGAGAAACUCUCUGCAAUAUGGUUCAGGAAUUUUCUCAAGAAAAAAAAUACACUUUUUAAUUCUAGUUAA
Molecule: messenger RNA, 1575 nt
Organism: Sphenostylis stenocarpa
Lineage: Eukaryota; Viridiplantae; Streptophyta; Magnoliopsida; Fabales; Fabaceae
Source: the annotation of a GenBank genome assembly